UCUCCGUGUGGUUGAAUGACUGGAUGGAUAGAUGGCUGGAUGACUAGAUGACUGGAUGGUUGGAUGACUAGAUGACUGGAUGGUUGGAUGACUGGAUGACUAGAUGGCUGGAUGACUAGAUGACUGGAUGGUUGGAUGACUAGAUAACUGGAUGGUUGGAUGACUGGAUGACUAGAUGACUGGAUGGUUGAAUGACUAGAUGACUAGAUGGCUGGAUGACUGGAUGACUGGAUGACUAGAUGACUAGAUGACUGGAUGGUUGGAUUACUGGAUGACUAGAUGACUGGAUGGUUGAAUGACGAGAUGACUGGAUGGUUGGAUGACUGGAUGACUAGAUGACUGGAUGGUUGAAUGACUAGAUGACUAGAUGGCUGGAUGACUAGAUGACUGGAUGGUUGGAUGACUAGAUGACUGGAUGGUUGGAUGACUGGAUGACUAGAUGACUGGAUGGUUGAAUGACGAGAUGACUGGAUGGUUGGAUGACUGGAUGACUAGAUGACUGGAUGACUAGAUGACUGGAUGGUUGGAUGACUGGAUGACUAGACGACUAGAUGACUAGAUGACUGGAUGGUUGGAUGACUGGAUGACUAGAUGACUAGAUGACUGGAUGGUUGGAUGACUAGAUGACUAGAUGACUGGAUGGUUGGAUGACUGGAUGACUAGAUGACUGGAUGGCUGGAUGACUGGAUGACUGGAUGACUGGAUGGCUGGAUGAAUGGAUGACUGGAUGACUAGAUGACUAGAUGACUGGAUGGUUGGAUGACUGGAUGACUAGAUGACUAGAUGACUGGAUAGUUAGAUGACUGGAUGACUGGAUGACUAGAUGACCGGAUGGUUGGAUGACUGGAUGACUAGAUGACAAGAUGACUGGAUGGUUGGAUGACUAGAUGACUGGAUGGUUGGAUGACUGGAUGACUAGAUGACAAGAUGGUUGGAUGACUGGAUGACUGGAUGACUAGAUGACUGGAUGACUGGAUGGAUGACUGGAUGACUGGAUGACUAGAUGACUGGAUGACUGGAUGGAUGGAUGACUGGAUGACUAGAUGACAAGAUGGUUGGAUGACUGGAUGGUUGGAUGACUGGAUGACUGGAUGGAUGGCUGGAUGACUGGAUGGAUGACUGGAUGACUGGAUGGAUGGCUGGAUGACUGGAUGGGUGACUGGAUGGAUGACUGGAUGGAUGACUGGAUGGAUGGCUGGAUGGGGUACAGGGAUAAGAAGAGAAUGUGAUAAGUAGAGCAAAAGCAGGAUGAAAGAAAGUGUGAAAGAGAGUGAAGUAGAGAGAGUGAAGGAGAGAGAGUGUGAAAGAGAGAAGGAGAGUGAAAGAGAAGGAGAGAGAGAGUGAAGGAGAGAAGGAGAGAGAGAGUGAAGGAGAGAGAAAAAGAGAGAGUGAAGGAGAGUGAAGGAGAGAAGGAGAGAGAGUGAAGGAGAGAAGGAGAGAGAGAGUGAAGGAGAGAAGGAGAGAGAGAGUGAAAGAGAGAGAGUGAAGGAGAGAAGGAGAGAGAGAGUGAAGGAGAGAAGGAGAUAGAGAGAGAAGGGAGGAGAAGUGAUGAUGUGUCCUCUUGUGAUGUAGUGAGUCAUGGUGGCAACCCUGUAACUGCAGCAACCCCGUUGCCAUGGCGUGCCCCCUGGACAUUCCGCUGGAUAAUCUUUUAAAGAAUUACAACGUCAGAGUGAGGGCGGAGCUGGAAGAGCAGACGUCAGACUGGAAAUACCUGGAGAACACAGUACAGCCCUACUCAUACACAGUGUUGAGUGCCCCAGGUCUGGAGUUGUGGGUGGAGAACCAGAGUCUAUGUGUCCAGCUUCACCAUCCUGCUCAGAACAUCUUCAAAUUUUACAACAUCACACUGCUGAAGAAUGUUCAGGAUCACAACGCCACGGUUAUGUCAGACAUUGAGUCGGGCUCAAAGAGAGUGUUCUCCCAUCUCAGUCCAGACCACACCUACUGCCUCUUGGCCUCAGCCAAUCACCACAGCCUACGCCGUCGCAUGACUGCUCAGGGGUGUGUCAACCUGAUGAGACACAGGCCAGAUACACAAGGUCAUCAGAGAUUGGUGGGCAUGACUGUGGGCGUGUUCCUGCUUCUGGCUGUUCUAAUUGGUCUGAUCGCUGUGACACGCUGUGUCCUGAAGAGCACAGACCCCACCCCCACAGCUCUGAGUGUGUGUGUGCGUUCAGCACGGUGCAUGGUGAUUCCGGAACAGGUGGUGUGUCACCCAGUGAUGUGUGGGACUGCCCCCUCUGGUUACCUGAGAGCUGUCAUGACUUUUCACCUUGACAUCCGCCUGGAGACAGAGACUCUCCUUCCCUGUUCCCUUGACAACCACCUGGAGACAGAGACCCUCCUGCCCUGUUCCCUUGACAACCACCUGGAGACAGAGACCCUCCUGCCCUGUUCCCUUGAUGACCACCUGGAGACAGAGACCCUCCUGCCCUGUUCCCUUGACAACCACCUGGAGACAGAGACCCUCCUGCCCUGUUCCCUACAUACAGAUCUAGGAUCAGCUUCCCCUCUCACCGUCUUUCCCUUAACCAUUAGUGGAGGAAAUACAAAAUGGACCCAAGAUCAGCGUCUAGGGGCAACUGCACCUCACACCCUACUAUCCCUGUCUACCUCCCCCUCUCCCUUGUCUUCCUCGUCUCUCUCCCCCUCUCUCUCCUCUCCCUCCUCCACUCUCUCCUCUGGCUAUACUCUGGCCUGGGACAGUGUAUCCAACCAGAGCGACACAGAGACAGACACAGACAGAACUACUGACAGAGCCAACGACAGAACUGCAGACGGAACUACUGACAUUACCACUGACGUAACUGCUGACAGAACGACAGACGGAACAACUGACAGAUGGGACAGGAGGUCCCAGCAGUCUCAGGAUAGACUAUCUGACUGUAAACUGUAUUCUCCCGAGUUAGAGGUCAGGUGUCAGGGGUCGUGCUUAGAUGUGCAUUCUCCCGGAGCUAGUCUAUGCUCCUUCAGUACAUAUGAACCUCGUCCUGAACCAACCCUAAACCUACCCUGACCUCUAACCCCUGACUCUUAACUAUGUAUGGGUAAGGAUGGCAGGGCUACUUGUAUUUCUGAUGCACAUAUUUACCUGUUUAUUUUGAGUUGAUUGUUUUAGUCCUGCCUGUCUUUCCCACCAAGGACCAAUUGGUGUUGGGGCCCAAAUCUUACCUUUAUGAUUGACUAAUAAAGGCACACACCCUGCACACACCCAGAACUUGUCCUUUGGAAUGAGCAUGGGAACCCCUGUCCUCGGUCUGACGUGGCAGUCACUACAGUUGGAAAUAAGUGUUGUUGCUGUCAUGUGUUUUUGUACUCUGUUGUCGGUUCUCUAUACAAUGUUUUUUUUUUCAAAAUAAACCAAUCAGAUGUUCUCUACAAUGUUUCUAUUAAAAAAUAAACAAAUCA
Oncorhynchus masou masou (cherry salmon) is the source of this 3411-nucleotide messenger RNA. Its product is annotated as mucin-2-like. Gene Ontology annotation, biological process: cytokine-mediated signaling pathway. The record is from RefSeq and is a predicted model, not a curated record. NCBI's taxonomy places the organism in Eukaryota, Metazoa, Chordata, Actinopteri, Salmoniformes, Salmonidae. Gene Ontology annotation, molecular function: protein binding; cytokine receptor activity. Gene Ontology annotation, cellular component: plasma membrane. The transcript is spliced from 5 exons. Bases 1616 to 3019 code for a protein of 467 amino acids.